CAGAGGGAAUGCAAUGGAAUUUUCCAUGAUGCAGGGUAAACUACUUCCUCUCCCAGCCCCACCCUCCAGGCAUGAAAGAUGCACUGUCAGUAAAGCCAGGAUCAAAGGUCUUGGAGACACGGUUGCUAUCCUCCAAGGACAAAUGUCUCAUGAUUGGUGCCUUGGGUCUGUGACGUCACCUGCGGGCAGACUAUUUCUGGAGAAUGAGUUGCGUCUUUGAGAGAUUUUUCUAAUCAGGCCGGAGGAAGGCAAUUUAAUGAUUUCCGAGAGAAGCUCUCAGCACUACAGGAAGGUUUGAAAGAGGAGUACCUCGUGCAUACAGCAACCAAAGAAUGAGCGACGCCAAUACCCUCAACACCACAGGAGUGGCAACUGGUCCCACCACACCACGCAAGGGACCUCCCAAGUUCAAGCAAAGGCAGACAAGACAAUUCAAAAGCAAGCCCCCAAAGAAAGGAGUAAAAGGGUUUGGAGAUGACAUUCCAGGUAUGGAGGGACUUGGAACAGAUAUCACAGUGAUCUGUCCAUGGGAGGCUUUCAGCCAUCUGGAACUGCAUGAGCUGGCGCAGUUUGGUAUCAUCUAAAUCACCAGAAUCAUUGAUGGUGUCUUCCAAGGUUCCAGAAUGGUCUUCUUCACCAUUGACACUUAUUUUUGGCCCUUCCAUCCACCUGCCCAUUCUGUUGAGCAUGUGCAGGGUGGCUUCAUGAAAUUCACCUAGUCCUAAACAAUUCCUUCUCAGAUUAACUUGGCAAGAAGUUAUCAGGGACCGUGAAUAUUCACCAGGCCUCAUCUGAUAAAACUACUGGAAAUGUUUAAAAUAUCUCUGUAAAAUAUCCUGUCUUCCCCCUGGAGUAUUCAUGUGUGUAAAGUCUCACCUGUAUCCCCUGACUCCUGGGAUGCUGUAUGUAUGAAUUUUCACCCUAUAUCCCCUGCUCUGAGUUACCUGAGAUACUGUCUGUA
Dermochelys coriacea (leatherback sea turtle) is the source of this 961-nucleotide messenger RNA. It is a transcript of the gene PDE6H, whose product is annotated as phosphodiesterase 6H. Gene Ontology annotation, molecular function: cGMP binding; 3',5'-cyclic-nucleotide phosphodiesterase activity. Gene Ontology annotation, cellular component: photoreceptor outer segment membrane. The transcript is spliced from 5 exons. Gene Ontology annotation, biological process: positive regulation of G protein-coupled receptor signaling pathway; visual perception; positive regulation of epidermal growth factor receptor signaling pathway. NCBI's taxonomy places the organism in Eukaryota, Metazoa, Chordata, Testudines, Dermochelyidae. The record is from RefSeq and is a predicted model, not a curated record. The coding region runs from base 333 to 584 and encodes 83 amino acids.